Catharus ustulatus (Swainson's thrush) is the source of this 384-nucleotide messenger RNA. It is a transcript of the gene KCNE1, whose product is annotated as potassium voltage-gated channel subfamily E regulatory subunit 1. NCBI's taxonomy places the organism in Eukaryota, Metazoa, Chordata, Aves, Passeriformes, Turdidae. Gene Ontology annotation, cellular component: membrane. The coding region runs from base 1 to 384 and encodes 127 amino acids. Gene Ontology annotation, molecular function: voltage-gated potassium channel activity involved in ventricular cardiac muscle cell action potential repolarization; potassium channel regulator activity; delayed rectifier potassium channel activity. Gene Ontology annotation, biological process: regulation of heart rate by cardiac conduction; negative regulation of delayed rectifier potassium channel activity; regulation of ventricular cardiac muscle cell membrane repolarization. The transcript has a single exon. The record is from RefSeq and is a predicted model, not a curated record.
AUGUUGGUGCUGUCCAACAGCACAGCCCUGAACCUGCUCCUGUCCAAACUGCUCCAGAGCUGCCUGGAGGAGCAGAACAACAGCUCAGCCCCUGCCCAGGAGAGGAGGGCCAGCAGCAGCCUGGAGAUCAUCUACGUGCUGCUGCUGCUGGGGCUGUUCGGGUUCUUCACCGUGGGGGUGAUGGUGACCAACCUGCGGGCGCGGCGCCUCGAGGGGCCCCGCGACCCCUACAACACCUACAUCAACACGGACACCUGGCACAGGAGGGACAGGCUGCACCUCCAGGCCAGGCUCAUCGAGAGCUACAAACUCUGCUGCGUCCUGCACAACCAGCUGGCCGUGGAGCAGCCGGGCGCCGAGAUCCCGGAGGAGAAAUCUUCCUAG